Molecule: messenger RNA, 1644 nt
Organism: Schizosaccharomyces osmophilus
Lineage: Eukaryota; Fungi; Ascomycota; Schizosaccharomycetes; Schizosaccharomycetales; Schizosaccharomycetaceae
Gene: scw1
Product: RNA-binding protein Scw1
Exons: 1
Coding region: 1-1644 (547 amino acids)
Molecular function (GO): mRNA binding
Source: RefSeq, a predicted model, not a curated record
AUGUUCGUUGGCUCACCCAGUGUAGGCAAACAGCCUCCUUUACUGUCUAAGAAAAGAAUUCCUGAAUUGUCGAACGUUAUGGACGAUACUAUUCGUGGUUCAUCUUUGGUACCUGCCGGGAUUUUGAACGGUGAAGAUGAGGGCCAAAUGUUGCAUAUGUCUCCCCAAAAUCCAGAGCCGCAGCUAGGAAAAACCGAUGCUGAUUAUCUACCCACCUACGCUUCCCUGAAUCCAUUGAUGGAAAAGUCUACAACUCCCACUGGAAGAUUGCUUGGUGGUUUGAAUGGUGGAAUGGCGUCUGCACCCCCCAAAAUGGGAGUUCACUAUCCACGUCUCUUUGCUAUAAAAAUUGAUGAUUUACCUCGAAAUCUAACUGCUAGAGAGUUUUCAUGCACUUUUCUGUUUGCUAGUAAUGUUGUAUCUACCGAAAUUGUCCCUUCCGCUGAUGAUACUGCUUAUGGAUUAACGGUGUUUUCUUCCAGAGACGCCGCUCUUUCAGCUCGUGAUGUUUUACUUUCAAGUGAAGUUUAUGGUCUUUGUAGCGUGACCGUCAUUGAUAAUUACCGCAAAAGCAGUCAAACAAAUGUUAGUGAUGGAACGGAAGGCUCAGAAGGCAGUAGUCGCCUGUCUAGAAAUCAUUCUCCUAUUCGUCAAUUGUUUGGUAGUCGUGAUUUAUUUCGCCGUCCAAGCAAUCAUGUUUCAAAUUCGGCUGUGGGCCAUAAUGAUUCUGCUUAUGAUCACUCCAAAACGCCUCUGUCUGAACAUUUUGCAACUGCUCCUAAUAGCGCUCUGCAAUCCGAUCGAUUGUGGUCAUCGUUCCCCGUGUCAUAUCCAUUAUCGUUGGCCAAUGCUUUAUCGAAGGAUGAUGUCUCUUCCCCUACAUGGUCACCUACGGCGAAUAAAAGCGCUAACUCACGACAGGAUACUGUUCCUCCUGUUAUGAGAUUCAAUUCACUUUCCAUAAACACAAAUGUUUCUCGACCCUAUCUGUCUUCAGAGAAGGGAGGUUAUGCUCAUUCGAAGAGUGCUCAAUCUCCUCAUCCCAGAGUUCUCUCGGCCAAUGGUGCUUUUGGAGUAAACAGUCCUCCUUUAACACCUUCUAAUACCAGAGACUAUCCAUUGUCUGCCUCUGUACUACCUGCUACUCCAUUUUCACCUUACGCUUCGCAUAAUGGCAUUCAUCAAAGGAUUCCUGCUACAACACCUACAAACAUAAAUCCUGCCGAUCAAAAUCCACCUUGUAAUACUAUUUACGUUGGGAAUCUUCCACCCUCUACUUCCGAAGAUGAAUUGAAGGCGCUUUUUUCAACGCAACCUGGCUACAAGCGUCUUUGUUUCCGUACCAAAGGAAAUGGUCCAAUGUGUUUUGUGGAGUUUGAUAAUAUACCUUGUGCUAUGGAAGCCUUGAAGACACUUCAGGGUGUGUGCUUAAGCAGUAGCAUAAAGGGUGGUAUUCGUCUUAGCUUUUCGAAAAACCCUUUGGGUGUACGUUCGUCGAGCUCUUCUCAUAACCACGGUAAUGUUCGUAAUCUCCAUUCCGGAUCGAUGAACACUCAUGGUGCUGGAUUUUUCCUAAAUGAUACAGGACAGUAUGAUACACACAAUAGCCCUAGUUGGGCCAACAAUUUAAUGUACGGUAAAUAG